AUGAGGAUCAUCACCUCGUUGGCGCUCCUCUCCUUGGUGACGAUUGCCUAUGGUCUGCGUUUUAACGUGCCAGCGAAUAACAAAAAGUGCAUGAAGGAGGAGAUUCAUAAGAAUAUCGUUGUCACUGGAGAAUACGAAUUCAGCGAGGGAAUCGGCUACACAGGCAGUGUUCACGUAACGGACACUCGCGGACACACGCUGUAUAAGCGAGAGAAGUUUAGCGAUCUCAAGGGAAAGUUCGCUUUCACAGCUGAUGAGUACGACAUCUUUGAAAUCUGCAUCAGCAAUCAUGCACCAGCCACUGCAGGAUUUGAUGAAAAUGCUAAUCCAAAAAUUGAAGGUCAUGCGCAAGCUCGGGAAGUAUCAUUGAAAAUGAAACACGGUGUAGAAGCAAAGAAUUACGAAGACAUUGCCAAAGCUGAGAAGCUGAAGCCGCUCGAGGUCGAAUUGCGACGUUUGGAAGAUCUGUCCGAUCAGAUUGUGAAAGAUUUCGCCUUCAUGCGACAACGUGAAGAGGAAAUGAGAAAUACAAACGAGUCCACAAACAGUCGUGUAUUAUACCUAUCUAUUUUCUCUAUGUUUUGCCUUCUGGCGCUGGCUAUCUGGCAGGUCAUGUUCCUGCGCAACUACUUCAAGGCCAAAAAGCUCAUUGACUAA
Messenger RNA from Ostertagia ostertagi, 657 nucleotides. Lineage: Eukaryota; Metazoa; Nematoda; Chromadorea; Rhabditida; Trichostrongylidae. The record is from the annotation of a GenBank genome assembly.